Molecule: messenger RNA, 1083 nt
Organism: Scophthalmus maximus (turbot)
Lineage: Eukaryota; Metazoa; Chordata; Actinopteri; Pleuronectiformes; Scophthalmidae
Product: N-acetylaspartate synthetase-like
Exons: 2
Coding region: 58-588 (176 amino acids)
Cellular component (GO): mitochondrial membrane
Molecular function (GO): L-aspartate N-acetyltransferase activity
Source: RefSeq, a predicted model, not a curated record
UUAUCUUUACAUUGACAUAUCUCUCCAUCUUCUCUUCUGGCAGUUCUAUGUUUUGUCAUGACCAUGUGCUGGUGGGUGAUAGGACUCCUCCCAGCAGUUGUGCUGUGUGGGCGCUACUUCUACAGCAGGCGUGUGAUCCGUGGUUACCUGGAACAAGCCAUGAGCAGAGACAUGGGUGACAUUGAGGGGUUCUACAUGGAAUCACCAGUGUCCUGUCUAUGGGUUGCAGUGCAAGAAGGCAAAGUGUUGGGUGUCGUGGCAGCAGUCGGCCAGCAGAAAUCAAGAGUUGCUGUUGAGCUGAAGAGGAUGUCUGUCGACCGGAGUUUUCGGCGAUGUGGAGUCGGGGUUGCGCUUGGUCUGAAAGUUCUGGACUUUGCUGCUGCACACAGGUACUCUACUGUCGUGCUGGGAACCACGGCGUACAUACCAGCUGCCCACCAGCUCUACCGACGUCUGGGUUUCCGCUGUGUAAGGGUCACCAAUGGGUACGCCACACCUGGUGCGAGAUGGUCCUUACUGGAAAGAAUUUUCUAUAGAGUCCGCCAUUACCACUACAGUCUGGAAUUGCAAAAUAACAAGAUCAAAUAAAAGAGACAACACUGGGGCCCAGGGGACAUGAGAAUGACCAGUGAAACAACAGCAUCUUGCUUCUUUUCAAAUACUUAUGGUUUAUGUUUAUGUUCUUUUGUGAUCUUUAUUAGUCACGCAUGUUGUUUUAACUCACAUGAUCUGAAUUGCCAGAACAUUUGACUGUUAUGCUCACUGUACGGCUCGAUCAACUGAACCUCCAUACAGCUUAGUCCUGUGACUGUUCCAAUAAAGGUUAAUAAUGUCCUCAGGAAGGCAGAAUUUACUUGCAAUUUCUCGUUUGAAUAGAGAUUAAAAAGGGCAUAGAUGGCUGAAAGAUGCAUACACAAUAUAAUAAUGCAAUAGGAUUUUUUUCACAGCACUUAAACAUAUAGUUACAAAUUUGUCCAAAUAUAGGUUAUCAUAUACAUAUUACAAAUAAACAGAAAAUCAAGCAUAUACAAGGACUCUUUAGGGGUAACUCCAAUCUGAGAAUCUCCAUUUUUCUGGUGAAGG